AGUUGAUAUUAUGAACCUUCUAAUGGUAAGGUAAAAUUAUUUAGGUUGACCUUGAGCUGGCGAACAAUUGUUGGUAUCAGCUGUGUCCGAUUCUCCUUGAAGGGCUUCGAAAGACGGUAAACAUCCUCCAUUUCUUACAUGGUUUAUUGCAGAGGACUAUUAUGUAGACCGAAGAGAAGACCAAGAUUUCUUGAAUUACAAGCAUGCACAUGUUAGUGUCGCGUUCCAUCUCUCUCUCUCUCUCUCUCUCUCUCUCUUUUCCGCAGCGCUUACUAUCCAUAUAAAUAUAUAUGCCGCCUGCUGUGCCUCAUCUCUCUCUCUCGUCAACGAGACACUCUCCGUGUCAUGGACAACCAAGACCUCCACGCCCCGUUCUCGCCCGAGCGCGGCCACGCCAGCCUCGUUGAGAGGAGUAGACGGAUAAAGAUGGCAGCGGAGAUGGGCCUCGCCCGGUCCUCCCGCCACUGGAGCCGCGCACUCCGCCGCCGCCUCCUCCUCCUCCGGAGGGGAACGGCAAGUGACGGCUGCGGGUGCCAGAACGAGGCGUUGACUUCCUCGAAGGAGGGGGGAGACCUGGGAGUGGGAGCGAACGAGGAGGAGGCGGUGGAGGUAGAGGCACGGGUCAGAGCGCUGCAGAGGCUGGUCCCUGGAGGCGAGGAGCUGGGCACGGAGCGGCUGUUCGAGGAGACGGCCGACUACAUCGAGGCGCUGCAGGUGCAGGUGAGUGCCAUGAGGGCGCUUGCGUGUUUGCUUGAUGAGUCGAGAGAGAAAAGAGGGUGAAGCAUGGUUGUCUUUCCUGUACGUUCGGAUUUUUCCUUCUCCGACAGUAGCCUCCUUUUGAGAUGUAAGAGCAGUGGAGAGAGAAAAUAAUUCUUAGUAAUUUAUUUUUUGAUUCA
This is a messenger RNA of Musa acuminata AAA Group (dessert banana), 896 nucleotides long. RefSeq names its product transcription factor IBH1-like. The record is from RefSeq and is a predicted model, not a curated record. The transcript has a single exon. The coding region runs from base 346 to 780 and encodes 144 amino acids. Gene Ontology annotation, biological process: regulation of DNA-templated transcription. Lineage: Eukaryota; Viridiplantae; Streptophyta; Magnoliopsida; Zingiberales; Musaceae.